AUGGCCGUACUCAACGCCCUGAAGAGUGAGAUAUUAGAUAUGGAUCUUUGGGUAUUACGAACAUGGUCAAGAGCUUACGAAAUAAUCAUAGCUGGCACAAGAUGUUGCACAACUCUCCACCGUAAGGGUAUCGGCAGGAAAAGCGCCAGGAGUCAGAGCACGACCAUUAUUUGCCUCUGUAUAACAACCGAAAUAGUUGAACGGCCCUGCGGAUGGUACAACUCUCAGAACAGUUGGCGUUGGUGUUGGGGACGCGCUUGUGCUAGAGCUUGAUGCUAUUAUGCUACUUGUCGGAACCAAAACUGCACUUGAGAUCAGAGAGCUGGAGCUUGAGAGGCUCGACGCGAUUGCGGAGCUGCUUGUAGAUACUGAUGGACUGCCACUAGACGAUGAUGAUGAUGAUGAUGGCGAGAUCGCGCUGCUUGAGACAGGACUCGAUGUAAGCACGCUACUCGAGCUCGACACACUGGCUGAGUUUCUUUUAGAUGUCGAGGCAGAGCUAGAUAGACUCGAGGUCAAUAUAAUAGAGCUCGAGGUUGGGACAAGCGAACUCGAAGAUCCAACAUUGAUUACAGCCGACGAGGAAGAUGAGAUAUCGAUAGUCAAACUGGAGCUUGGCGCCUUGGACGAGGAACUUAGCAAUUCGCUGCUGCUAGAUGAACUAGAUGGCUUCACUGAAGAAGAUGAAGACUCCGAAAUAGUAACACUCGAGGUUGGAUUCUUGGAUGAAGAGCUGCUAGCACUGGACGAGCCGGAGAUUGCGGAAGAGGAUGACGAUAAUGUGGCGCUCGAAGUCGACGCUUGGGAGGAACUUGGCGAACUGCUCGCUGUUGGAGAUAGUGCUGGACUGCUAAAUGAAGACGACAAGACCUUGGUACUCGAGCUUGUCGGUGACGUGGCGGUAGAUGACGAGCUUGAUGUAACAGGAUUUAACGAACUUGAUGAAGAAGUUGUGGGCAAUUGUAGGUUCAAACUGAGGACAGAAGAUGAUGAACUGCUGGAUGGCAACUGAGAUGACGAAGUGGUAGGCACGGCAGAGCUGCUGGAAACAACCGAGAUGCUAGAAACUACCGAGCUAGCGGAGGUUGACAACGUUCUCUUUGAAUCAAGUUAUAACAUAUUCAAUGUAAUAGGAUACCAGAACUUGCUUACCGUAGACGAAGCAACCACAGAAGAGACCGUCGAUUGCGAACCAAUGUAA
This is a messenger RNA of Hymenoscyphus albidus, 1201 nucleotides long. Lineage: Eukaryota; Fungi; Ascomycota; Leotiomycetes; Helotiales; Helotiaceae. The record is from the annotation of a GenBank genome assembly.